Molecule: messenger RNA, 871 nt
Organism: Punica granatum (pomegranate)
Lineage: Eukaryota; Viridiplantae; Streptophyta; Magnoliopsida; Myrtales; Lythraceae
Source: RefSeq, a predicted model, not a curated record
UGUUCACCUCUUUCAAGGUUACCGGGUAAGGUUGCAAUCAUAACCGGAGGUGCGAGAGGGAUCGGAGCGGGCACUGCGAAACUCUUCGCCCAGCACGGCGCACAUGUGAUCAUUGCAGACAUAAUAGACGGACUGGGGACCGACCUGGCGGAAUCGAUCGGGGGCCGGUACAUACACUGUGAUGUUGCGAAAGAGGCCGAUGUGGAGGCCGCGGUGAAGUUUGCAUUGGCAUGGAAAGGUCGCUUGGACAUCAUGUUCAACAAUGCCGGCGUCUCUGGGCCGGAUGGGAGCAUCAUGCGCUUGGACAUGGACCGGGUGAAAGCCCUGGUCUCGGUGAACAUUAAUGGGAUCGUGCAUGGGAUUAAGUACGCGGCCCGGGCAAUGGUGGAGAGCGGAAAGGGAGGGUCCAUAAUCUGCUCGGCGAGCUCAGCAGCCUCAUUGGGCGGCCUCGCGGGCCAUGCCUACACGAUGUCAAAGGGAGCCAUCCUGAGCCUCACUCGUAGCAGCGCUUGCGAGCUAGGCCAACACGGGAUCAGGGUCAACUGCAUCUCGCCUCACGGGGUGCCAUCGGAGAUGCUCUUGUUCUACUACAGGCGGGUGUUCGGGAGGGACGAUGUGACGACCGAGGAAGUGUCCAGCGCUGUCGGGGAGAAGGGGAGCCUCAUAAAGGGGAGAGGCGGAAGCGUGGAGGAUGUGGCCCAUGCCGCGGUCUUCUUGGCCAGCGACGAGGCGGGGUUUAUCACCGGCCAUAAUUUGGUGAUUGAUGGGGGAUACACUUCUGCUGCGACUGGGCUGAGUUUUAUCUACCAGUCCUAAAGAAUUAGAUCACAUACCAUUAACACAUCUAAGUUAUUAGUAUGAAAUUAAUAUA